Molecule: messenger RNA, 2059 nt
Organism: Paralichthys olivaceus (Japanese flounder)
Lineage: Eukaryota; Metazoa; Chordata; Actinopteri; Pleuronectiformes; Paralichthyidae
Gene: limd2
Product: LIM domain containing 2
Biological process (GO): actin filament bundle assembly
Cellular component (GO): plasma membrane; actin cytoskeleton
Molecular function (GO): actin filament binding
Source: RefSeq, a predicted model, not a curated record
GCGCUUGUUUGUCCGGCAGGCCGUGAACGCACCGGCAGCAGAUGAGAACCAAUAGGGUUCGACAUCCUGCGGGAGAGAGCCGAGAGGAGCAGAGGGUUGAAGAAGCCGAGCAGCGGAGCACACACUCACCGGCCCCGCAGCACCAGCCUCCGCCACCAAGCCUCCGCCACCAAGCCUCACAGAGGAGUGAAUGAGAGCGCCCGCAUCCACCUCCAGUCCCCGAGUGAACGUGUUUUCCAGCCGGUGUGUCGCAGACGAGCAGCGCAGAUGGACACCAGAGGCCCCACUGAAGAGAAACCUGUCCAGCGAUCAAAGUCCUUCAGCUUCAAGACCCAAAAGGAAGUCUGUACAACAUGUGACAAGACGGUCUACCCAAUGGAGAGAUUAGUUGCCAACAACCUGGUCUUCCAUACGACAUGCUUCUGCUGCAAGCACUGCAAUGCCAAACUCAGCCUUGGCUCCUUUGCAGCUCUUCAAGGUGAAUUCUACUGCAAACCCCACUUCCAACAGCUGUUCAAAAGCAAAGGCAACUAUGACGAGGGCUUUGGGCGCAAACAGCAUAAAGAGCUCUGGUCCGGCAAGGACACAGACAAUAUAACAAAGACGGCAUAAUCAUGUCUCCCUGUGUCCCCCCCUCUGCCUCUUCCUUUGCCUCCUUGUAACUAACACCUCCAGUAAAUCACAGUGAACACAUGCCUCGUAUGCUGGGGCUCUGUUAAAUCACCCACACGCUCACUCGCUUUUUAAAUACCAUCAGAACAGAUACAUGCACAAACAGCUAGGACAAGACUGGCCAGUCUUAAUCCAUACCACUUAAAAAUUUACUUUAGGGAUCUAUUAUGGGUUUGCUAUUAUUGAUAUCUGUAUUUUACUAAUUUUAUUUUCCAAUUUCCUCAUUGAAAUUGGUUGUUGAUUGUGACCAAAAACACUCUCGGGUAUGGGGAGUAUUACGAUAAUAAUAAUACUUUUUAAUUUUUAUUAUUUUUAAUGAUUUGCACCCAUUAAUUUUUAAAUAUAUGAAUUGUAUGCUCAGGCAAACAUAUCAGAGGGGUUACGGCGCAUCUAUGUUUUGCAGUCGAGCAUACACUCAGGUCAAUUUUCACCCAAGGAUUUAAAAAGAUAGUGAACAUUUCAUCAUGUUAGCAAAACACAAAUCAAAAUAAUAGUCCUCGGUAUAGUGACUUUGCUGUGACAGUUUUGUCAGUUUGUCAGGUUUCAUAUAUUUGAGGAACAAACAGGGUACAGAGUACUGUAACAUAACCGCACACAUCAGCAACAGCUCACCUCUCGUUUUUAUUUUUUAUUUCACUUUUAUUGUUCGCAUCAUCCCAUCGUUGUUAUCUUAAUGAACGUAUUGAGUCUUAUCGUUGCAUGUUGGUAUGACUGAGUCUUAAUAGCCUUAUCUUACGACUGUAUCAAUCUUUUGUGUUGUGAAUGAUUUUGUCUCAUUGAUGCAUAGCAGACCACUUUUUAAAAUUUUUUAGAAAGCACUUGAGUUUGGAUUUGAUGUCAUGGCAUAAGUUGAUCCUCUCUGAGCUUUUACCCUCGAGAUUCUUCUGGAAUUCUCUUAUUGUGUUUUGUAUACUAUCUGUACAUAGAGCUGUAGUUUGUGAUUAGUGAACAUUCCCUGUCAUGCCGUACUCUAGUCUUGCACAUACGACCACGUGUGAUCACCAGAUAAGAUGCUGAUAAUCGCAGGGAGCUGUCGUCCGUAAACAUUCUUCUCUUCAUCGUAUGAAACAUUUUAAAAGGAGCUGUAAACGCGGUUAAAUUUAACUUCAAUUACAGUUCUGUGCUACAAAUGUGGAUGUUGAUGGAUGGAGCUUAAUCUUUGCAAGAAACCACACAGAUUUGUUCCUUUAUUACUUCACACUCAGUUCUUGGCAUCUUCUGAUGAUUUCCCCUCUUGCUGUAUUUGAGUGUGUUCCUAUAAUGUGCCAGUUUUUAAGGAGGACAUAGACACGCCCACUUGAACAUCCAUUGUUAUUUGUUCCCCCCCAGUCGAACCCCUUAAGCGUGGGCAGGUGUCCUUUUUAAAUAAAUGCCUUCCUGCUCUCAA